AUGAAUUUUUAAAUAAUUCAAACAAUCACAUUUUACUUUUUCAUCUGGGUCAUCAAACCCAUUGCAAAUGUAGGAUUAUCAUUGACUUACUAUUCAGCCUACAUAGCAAUCCAUUUGACAGACUAUGUCCUUUCAUUAUUUGUCAAAGAAUGUGAAUCAAGAAAUCAAACCUUUUUGCAUAAACUUCGUAAAAUACUCAACAAACACAAACCCUAUCAGGGAGUAUAUACUCAAGCAAGUAAAUUUUUGAAAAUAUAAUAUCUAUAGCUGACAUCAUAUCAGAUUAGGGUUACAACUUUGAAAGCCACAAAAUAAUUACGGAAGAUGGUUAUAUUCUCACAAUAUGGAGAAUCUACAAAGAUGCAACUCAUCCACACCCUCACCCCAUCAUUAUGCAACAUGGCUUAUUAGAUAGUUCAUGGUCUUGGCUUAUCAACAACGAUAAAAAGUUAACCUUGCCAUACAUUUUGGCUGAAUAAGGCUAUGACGUAUGGCUUGCAAAUAAUAGGGGCAAUAAAUAUUGUAUUGGACAUACCAAAUUCUAAAGUGUAAACUACAAUCAACAAUAUUGGGAUUGCUCCUUUGACGACCUAGCCAAAUACGACUUCAAGGCCAUAGUGUUAUAUGUGAAGAGUGUCACUCAAAGAGCCAAAGUCAUAUAUUUGGGUCACUCUCAAGGAACUACUCAAGCAUUUGCUUAUCUCUCAAAUAACAUUGAAUUCCAAAACCAUCUUAAAUGCUUUAUCGGACUUGGUCCAGCCAUGUUCAUUUCUAAUUUAGUAUUCAUUUGAUAUCUAUUUUAUAGCGAUCAACCUUUUUGUAAUGGGCGAUUAAGUUGUACAUAUUUGAAUUGAUCUAUUAUUUGGGAAUCCCCUAUUUCUUUGUUUUUGAUGAUGGAUUUAACAUUAAAAUCGGGGCUCUUUGUUAUAUGAUUCCCUCUAUAUUCAGGAGCUUCUUCUUUGAGGUUACUAAUCAAUUGUGCGGAUUUCCUUAGAAAAAUAAAAUCGAUUUGAAUCGUUUUGGUAAUAUGGUUGCUCAUGAGCCUGGAGGUUCAGCAUCUAAGAAUAUCGUAUAAUGGUAAAGACCUUAAUAAUACAUAUUUUAGGAUGUAAUUCUUUAGAUCGAAAUAAUUGUAAUACUUUGACUAUGGGGCUAGUUAGAAUUUGGUAUUGUAUGGAUAGAGAGAUCCUCCUCCAUAUCCAGUGGACAAUUUGAAGAACUUUACAAUUCCUAAGUACUUUUAUUUGGGAACAAAGGAUGUAAUUACAGAUACGGAUGAUUUGGGUAAGAUGUUAAAUAAGUUGGAUUAAACUCAUAUGAAGGUAGAGUUCAUAGAUGAUUAUGCUCAUUUGGAUUAUGUGUGGGCAGUUGAUGCUCAUGUUAAAUUGUAUCCAUCCAUAUUAAAAAACAUCAAGGAGAAUUAAAAUUGAUCAGAAGAGUGAUUAAAUUUAAUUAAUAAUAUAUAG
Messenger RNA from Paramecium octaurelia, 1466 nucleotides. The record is from the annotation of a GenBank genome assembly. Lineage: Eukaryota; Ciliophora; Oligohymenophorea; Peniculida; Parameciidae.